Messenger RNA from Charadrius vociferus (killdeer), 1754 nucleotides. RefSeq names its product RASD family, member 2 (gene RASD2). The transcript has 3 exons. Gene Ontology annotation, molecular function: GTP binding; GTPase activity. NCBI's taxonomy places the organism in Eukaryota, Metazoa, Chordata, Aves, Charadriiformes, Charadriidae. The record is from RefSeq and is a predicted model, not a curated record. The coding region runs from base 142 to 942 and encodes 266 amino acids.
AACUGAGCCCAGAGCAAGCAACGCGGGAUCCACAGAACAACAACCUUUUACAGCAGCAGCCGCCUCUGAUUAAAAUUAUCAGCUUUAUCAGACUGCACCAAGACCCAGGACUGCUCCUCUGAGGAAAGAGAGGACUAAGCAAUGAUGAAGACCAUUUCCGGUGGAAACUGCACCCUGAAUGUGCCAGCCAAGAACUCAUACCGCAUGGUAGUGCUGGGAGCCUCCAGGGUGGGGAAAAGUUCCAUUGUCUCACGCUUUCUCAAUGGCCGGUUUGAGGACCAGUACACUCCCACCAUUGAGGAUUUUCACCGCAAAGUCUACAACAUCCGGGGCGACAUGUAUCAGCUGGACAUCCUGGACACCUCCGGGAAUCACCCUUUCCCUGCCAUGAGGAGGCUUUCCAUCCUGACAGGGGAUGUUUUCAUUCUGGUAUUCAGCUUGGACAACAGAGAAUCCUUUGAUGAGGUCAAGAGGCUCCAGAAACAGAUCCUUGAGGUCAAAUCCUGCCUGAAGAACAAGACCAAGGAAUCAGCUGACCUCCCCAUGGUGAUCUGUGGCAACAAAAAUGACCACAGUGAAAUCUUCCGCAAGGUACGCUCAGAUGAAGGCGAGAACCUUGUCUCCAGUGACGAAAACUGCGCUUACUUCGAAGUUUCAGCCAAGAAGAACACCAAUGUGGAUGAGAUGUUCUAUGUCCUCUUUAGCAUGGCCAAGCUACCUCAUGAGAUGAGCCCUGCCCUCCACAGGAAAAUCUCCAUCCAGUAUGGUGACACCUUCCAACAGAAAUCCUUCCGGAUGCGCCGAGUCAAGGACAUGGACGCCUACGGCAUGAUCUCUCCCUUUGCUCGCCGGCCAAGCGUCAACAGUGACCUGAAGUAUAUUAAAUCAAAAGUUCUCAGGGAAGGUCAGUCAAGGGAGAGGGAGAAAUGCACGAUCCAGUGAAGGGGGCUUGCACUUCUGUCUGAAGUCAUCAUCCACAUGCAGUGCCUUAAAGAAAAACGGUCUGUGGAAGCACAGAAUGGGCUCAUGGGGUUCAUCGAGAAAACCCAACAUGGAGAAAGGAUAACUCUUCCUGAAUGUAAAUAACAUCGUCCUUGUAAACGACUGGGAAAAUCAUAUGCCUGAGAUGAUACGAGUGCAUUGCUCUGUCUUUGCAAUGUAGUUCCCCUUUAUACCCCUUUUUGUUUAAAGAAUACAGACCUGAGAAGUACAGAAAUUUCAACCUCAUCCUUACAAAGAAAGUGGGUCAAAAAUGCACAAAAGGCAUUAACAGUUACCCAGCAUGCGGCUCUUGCUAAGAGAGAGAAGGUUACAUGUAUGUGUGUGUGUAUCUCUGUGUGUCUGUGUGCAUGCAUGUGUGGAGCACUCCUUUAAAACAUGGGACUUGCAUUUCAAAGGACAACAGUCUUACUGAGGUUUCCUAGAUUGGGAGUGGACUCUAUAUACGGACGCAUGACUCUAACUCACUUCUGAGGGGACCUGCAUUAAGAAGAUCUUGAUUUUAUGUUUGCUGGGACAGUUAUCAUUUGUCAUCAACAUGAAUGUGGUUUUUUUUAUUACAGAUUUUAUUUGGGAUUUUUUUUUAUUGUCUGGGGGUAGGUUCUUAGCAAAAUCAGAUGACAAGUGUGUCUGAUAUCAAAACAGUGUCUACUUUCUAGCAGUGAAAGGUGUUUUUCAUCUGUAUAACUAACUAUAUAGUAUGUAUAUUGAUUGAAAGUGAAUUUGUUCUGCCAAAAGCCAAUACAUUUGACUGC